AUGGGCGCCGUGGGCCAGCUCCGUCGCCGGACCUGGGCGCGGACGCCGCCAGGUCCCAGACCGGAUGCCGCCGGCGGCGACGAAGACGACGUGAGGUGCGAGGCGUGCGGGUCCGGGGAGGCGGCCGCGCAGCUGAUGCUGUGCGACGGGUGCGACCGCGGGUUCCACAUCUUCUGCCUCCGCCCCAUCCUCCCGCGCGUCCCCGCCGGCGACUGGUUCUGCCCGUCCUGCCGCGCCCCGGCCUCCUCCAAAUCCGAUUCCGCCGCCGCUGCUCACACCGUCGCCAAGAAGCCUAAACAGUUCCCGCUGGUCCAGACGAAGAUCGUGGAUUUCUUCAAGAUCCAGCGGAGCCCGACGCCAGCCGAUGCGUCGGCGGAGCUGAAGAAGCGGAAGCGGAAGUCCGGGUGCGCGCUGGUGGCAUCAAAGAAGAAGAGUCGGACGAACCGCGCGGCGCUGGAGGCUGGUGGGAUGCAGGUGCUGCCGCGGGAGGACGCGGAGACGCUGGCGCGCUGCCAGCGGAUGAUGGUGCGCGGGGAGUGGCCGCCGCUGGUGGUGGCGUACGACCCCGUGGAAGGGUUCACGGUGGAGGCGGACCGCCCCAUCCGCGACCUCACCAUCAUCACCGAGUACGUCGGAGAAGUCGACUUCCUCCGGAACCGGGAGCACGACGACGGCGACAGCAUGAUGACGCUGCUGUCGGCGGCGUCGCCCGCGCGGAGCCUCGUCAUCUGCCCCGACCGCCGCAGCAACAUCGCGCGGUUCAUCAACGGCAUCAACAACCACACGCCGGAGGGGAGGAAGAAGCAGAACGUCAAGUGCGUGCGGUUCGACGUCGGCGGCGAGUGCCGGGUGCUACUGGUGGCCAACAGGGACAUCUCCAAGGGGGAGAGGCUCUACUACGACUACAAUGGCUCUGAGCACGAGUACCCAACGCACCAUUUCGUGUGA
Messenger RNA from Miscanthus lutarioriparius, 948 nucleotides. NCBI's taxonomy places the organism in Eukaryota, Viridiplantae, Streptophyta, Magnoliopsida, Poales, Poaceae. The record is from the annotation of a GenBank genome assembly.